Microplitis demolitor is the source of this 2478-nucleotide messenger RNA. RefSeq names its product UDP-N-acetylhexosamine pyrophosphorylase (gene mmy). NCBI's taxonomy places the organism in Eukaryota, Metazoa, Arthropoda, Insecta, Hymenoptera, Braconidae. The transcript is spliced from 4 exons. The coding region runs from base 901 to 2313 and encodes 470 amino acids. The record is from RefSeq and is a predicted model, not a curated record. Gene Ontology annotation, biological process: UDP-N-acetylglucosamine biosynthetic process. Gene Ontology annotation, molecular function: UDP-N-acetylglucosamine diphosphorylase activity.
AAGUACGUAUGUAAUCAUUGCGUCGGCGUAAAAAAUAAUAACUAUAAAAAAUGAUAAGAAUUUUUAUUAUGAUAUAACAGAAAAUUUAGCCCUUGCAUAAAAUUAUUUGAUUUCUUUUAAUGUCCUCACGAUAACCAGCUGUUAUCAUCGAUUGGAGUAUUAUCGUAAAUAAUAAGAGAUAAUGAAAGCUGUAUGAAGGUCAUGAAAGUGCCGUUCCAGGCACCGAUGAUUCAUAGGCAGUACAGUAAAUUAGGCAUAGAGGACUACCAAGAUCUGAUAAACCGAAAGAUAAUUAAAUGCCACGCAUAAUAUUCUAGCUGUGGCGUAAAUGAGUAAAUAAUAAAAUGUUGCUUUGCUGGCAGAUUGUUGAAACAAGAGACUGGCAAGAAAUAAAUAAUAAUAAUAAUAAAGAUAAAAUUAACUACGGAAAUGCGAGUGGAUCAGAGAAAUCGUCGAGAGAUUUUUUGAGCAAUUGUGAAAGUGAACGGAUGGGUCAACGAUCUGAUGUGAAAGAUCGGUGUUGCAAGAGCAGUAGAACUGACGAGAACCACCAGCAGCAGCACCACCACCGGCAACAACCUAGUUCGAUAAUGAAAUAUUUUUUAAAUGUCAAGUUCCUUAUUCUCUUUGGCCUAGCGAGAGAGUUUCGUUCUGUUAAUAACAAUAUUAUACGCCGAUACCAUUACUCGAUUCCGAUACUCCCACCAUUUUAAUAUAUCCAACGCAAGUUGAGAGACUAUUUUCUUGUUUGACUGGCCUGGCAACUUUUAAUUCAGUUGUAUUAUACCUUUCCAGGUAUAAACUCGUUGCAAUUAUUUUAGAUUGUGUACCACAGCUGACAAAACUACCAGGUCUAGUUAAAUAAUUUAAAAUUACUCGUGUGAUUGACAAUAACUCAACAUGGAUGAAGAUACUCUCCGUGCACAGCUCAAUAAAUAUAAUCAAGGACACGUGCUGCAGUUUUGGAAGGAACUGACGGAAGAUCAGCGCGCUAGUUUGACAGAAGAUAUUUUGGAGUUCAGUUUGUCGGAAGUUACUUCGUAUUUUAAAAGAGCUAACGAGUCUUCGGAGAAUAAUAACAAAUUAUUGGACGACCGGAUCCAGCCGAUUGAAGACGAUGCUAUCAAGUCGGUGACCGGCUGUGACAGUGCUCUGCUGAAGAAAUAUCAAGACACCGGGCUGCGUGAAAUAGCCGCUGGACGGGUUGCUGUUCUUGUUCUAGCCGGUGGUCAAGGUACCAGACUUGGUGUCACUUGUCCUAAGGGAAUGUACGAUGUCGGGUUGCCCUCACACAAGAGCUUGUUUCAGUUGCAGGCUGAAAAGAUAAGACGAUUAGAAGUUAUGGCUAAAGAAAAGUAUGGGAAAUGUCAAGGGAUCACUUGGUACUUGAUGACGAGUGAAGCCACGCACGAGUCAACGCUUGAUUUUCUUGAGCAGAAUAAUUACUUUGGGUUGAAUAAAAAUAAUGUCAAGGCCUUCAAACAGGGUAUGAUUCCUUGUUUUGGAUUUGAUGGUAAAAUAUUGCUUGAUGAAAUGCACUCGUUAUCAAAAGCCCCUGAUGGUAAUGGCGGGCUUUAUCGCGCACUAAAAGUCCAAGGGAUACUGCAAGAUAUGACUGAACGCGGUAUUAAUAGCGUACACGCUCAUUCUGUAGAUAAUAUUUUGAUUAAAGUUGCUGAUCCUGUUUUCAUUGGCUAUUGCAUUGAUAAAGGAGCCGACUGCGGAGUUAAAGUUGUUGACAAAGCUGAUCCUAGCGAAGCUGUCGGUGUCGUUUGUCAGGUUGAUGGCAAGUAUCAAGUCGUUGAGUACAGCGAAAUAUCCAAGAAGACUUCAGAGUUGCGACGCCCUAAUGGAAAGCUUGUUUUUAAUGCUGGUAAUAUUUGCAAUCACUACUUCACUCUCGGCUUCUUCCGUAAUAUCUCGGAUUAUCAUGAAGAAGAGUUGCCACUUCAUGUUGCGAAGAAAAAAAUUCCUUAUGUCGACAACAGUGGGGUGAGACAAAAACCGACGAGUCCCAAUGGAAUUAAGAUUGAGAAAUUUAUUUUCGAUGUGUUAAAAUUUUCGAAAAAUUUCGUCGCUUGGGAAGUUCCGAGAGAGAGUGAAUUUAGCCCGCUAAAAAAUUCAGAUUCUGCUGGUCAGGAUUGCCCUUCGACAGCACGUAACGAUUUACUCGCGCUUCACAAACAAUGGCUCUUGAAUGCGGGUGCUAAGUCUGUACAAGGUGACGUUGAGAUCUCGCCAUUACUGUCUUACGCAGGAGAAAAUUUAAAGGACAUUCCUGAGAUCAUACAGGGGCCAAAAGUAUUCGAAUGAUAAAUAUUGUUGUAAAAAUGAAUUUAUAAUUAUUCUGAUGUAGAUUUUAUAAUUUUAUAGAAUAAUUAAUUGGUGAUAUUUAAAUAUCUAUGAGAUAAAUUUACAAGUGUAGACGAAAAUCAAUUUAUAUGCAUAAUAUUACGUUGUAUUGUUUUACAUUAGAAA